AUGCAAGGCAAGCUCAAGCCCGGGGUCCGUUUCGUUCCGGAAUCAGAGCAGGAGAGAGCCGCUGUGACCUUGCUUCGGAAGCUGAACAUCAUGUCUACCAACAUCUUCGGCUCUGCUGGAAGCCACAAAGACAUGCGGGAAGAGCUCAGAGCCCUUCUUCGCCACUCUGGCAUGCCUAGCUUGUUCGUCACCCUCAACCCCGCCGACGCCAUGAAUCCUAUCGUGGGGGUCUUCUCUGGUCGUGAUAUCAACCUGGAUGAGAGGCUGGGUACCGGAGAAGGUGUCAGCGCUGAGGCUCAAGCGAGAAGCCGAGCCGCAGCGCUCGAUCCCGGUGCAUGUGCUGAGGGGUUCCACUUCAUGGUGGAGAAAUUUGUGGACAUCUUCCUCGCAUAUGACGAUCCCCACCGCGGCAUAUUUGGCAAGUGCUUACACCACUAUGGAGUCGUGGAAGCUCAAGGCCGAGGCGCCCUCCACAUGUUAAUAUGUAUACUAUGA
Molecule: messenger RNA, 495 nt
Organism: Cryptococcus wingfieldii CBS 7118
Lineage: Eukaryota; Fungi; Basidiomycota; Tremellomycetes; Tremellales; Cryptococcaceae
Exons: 2
Coding region: 1-495 (164 amino acids)
Source: RefSeq, a predicted model, not a curated record